AUGGAAGAGCCACUCGAGCAGCCAACCGGAGGGACCGAGGCGAUGGCAUCCGGGCCGGAGGACCAUGAGGCACGCAUUCGCCAGCUUGAGGCCCUCGUCGAGUCCCUUCAACGGAGGCUUAGCGAUAUCGAGAGGAGUCACCUUCCCAACAUCCCGAACGACGAGGCGUUUCAAGUCCAGGCUGAGAGCAAACUGGAGACCCCGACACCCGUCGUAAAUGCGACAGAGGUGCUGCGGGCUGAGGCGGCGUCGGGCAACCUGGAUCUCCCCAUGCCAGUCAAAGUCAGCGAGGGAGCCUUGAGCCCGAUAAGCCCGGGAACGUCCGCGCGUGGCACACGCGUGAGCUACACGGAGGUGGACAGAAAAGCUCGAGAAAGCUACGAGUGGCAGGCCAGUACCUGGGAUUUGGCGCUCUUUGUGGGCACCGAUGUCCUGGGCCGAUUAGGGGGCAUUCACACCGUGAUCCUGCUGCUGCUCACCGUUUUUAUCCAAUUGGUCUUCGUGGUCAUCGUCCAGGAGAAUUUCUCGCAGCCAUUGAUCGACCAAUCUACUGUGCUGGAUGCAAGCCGCUGGCGACUGUCGACAGGACAUCGUGUGUUCUUUUACGAUUCGCUGACGCAGGCAUCGCUGGUCUCGCGGGUGUGCAACUUCGACAGUGCGCUCGAUGUAUCGCAGGGCCAGGUCAGCUGGUGGACUCUUGCAUACAAGUAUCUUCGCGAUGACCAAUUCUUCGCAGGCCCGGUGUUAGCCAUGGUGGCUGUCACCUUGUGGUUUCUGAUGGUGUCGGGUGACGUCGUGAAAACCAUGGAUGGAGCUCGGGCGUUGGUCUGCGUCCCACUUGGGCCGACCUGCCUUGUCUUGGACACGGAGGACGAGGACGAACCAAAAUACACACUGACGAAUCUCUCGCGGGGACGGAAAGUGUGGGGCGCGAUGCUACUACUGGUGCGCGGCUCCGUGGCAUGCGUUCUCCUCUACUCCGGAACCCUGUAUGUCAUGCACACCCUAAAUCUGUCCGACUUGGUGCUCAACUGCAUCGCGCUCGAAAUUGUCCUGAACGUGGACGAUCUGUUGUUCAAUGCUUUGGCAGCCACGCCGGCAAGGUUUCUCCUCCAGACGCUGCAGCCGAUCCAGUUGAAGAGUUGGCCACGACGAAGUGGACUUGAUGUCAAAGCUUUCGGCAGUCUCCUUCUUCUUGCCGGAGCUCUGGUCUUGGUCUACAGCACCCUGCUGGACCCCAUGUUAAAAGACAUCCGGGACCUUAGCACUGCGCUUUGCGGAGGGAAGCAGAACUUUGUUUGGGUGGAGGAUCCUCUGCGCAUGGUCAGCGUGGCGGAGACUUGGGCGUACGACUCCGCCGACCAGACAGUCCGGAAUGCCCACGAACGAAACCCCCAAUACGUCAUUGUCAACGACGUCGUCACCAUGGGCAUCAACGGUACGACGUUACUGGGAAGCUGGCAGAAGAUGCAAGACAAGCGUGCGCUGGACGCAUGGGCAGAGGUCAGCUUGAGCGAAGCCGUGGAUGAGAUUCAGCCGGAGUGUCAGGAUGCAGACAGCAGCCAUCCUGGCUGGUACUACUUGGAAAAUAUCUUGAGACGUCGGCAUCUCGAGGACGGCCCACCCCCGCCCCUCGGCAACCUCAACUGCCAGACGGCUGCUCGCUACUGCACCAGCAUCUCCCUGGAGACGACCUGGGCUCCGGAUGAUGGUUGCCCUACCACUUGUCGGGCGUACGACCUCACCGGUGAGUCGUACAAAAUCGCGGGCCGCACGAGGGAGUUCGCAAGAUUCAACUGUUCUGAGGAUAUGUCUCUGGCGGACAUCAAUCGUGACUUCCCUGGGGUGUGGGAAGCGUGGGUGGAGCAGCUGCGGGCUUUCUCUGUGGUUUAUGGCGAGGGUGGAACGCAAGUCGCGGAGAUUGCCGACGAGAUGGAGGAGUAUGGUUGCGACAUUUCUGGAAACUACACUGAGAUUGCCUGUUACUUCGACAACCCUUCUCUCAGUGAAGGCCAGCAGCCGUUCCAAGGGUUCAGUUUUUUCUGUCCCAUCACUUGCUGUUCGGAAUCUACUCCUGACAACCGUGACUUUCUGAUGUCGGUCUGCCCAGAGACAUGUUUCCAACACGGGGGAAGCAACUCCGGCCUACCUGGCGACAGCAGUGGUCCACCGGACUCAGGAACUGGCACCGGACCAGACUCGGGAACUGGCACCGGCACCGGACCAGACUCGGGAACCGGCACCGGCACCGGAACCGGCACCGGAACCGGCACCGGAACCGGCACCGGAACAGGCACCGGAACCGGAACCGGCAGCUCGGGAACGGGGAGCUCGGGAACGGGGAGCUCGGGAACGGGGAGCUCCGGAACCGGGAGCUCCGGAACCGGGAGCUCUGGAACUGGCACUGCGGGGACCGGAACAGGCUCGGGCACCACUGGCAGCUCGGGCACUGGCAGCUCCGGAACGGGCAGUGGCAGUUCAGGAAGUGGGACUUCAAGCUCAGGCACGGGCACAAGCUCUGGUUCUGGAGGUGCAGGAACCGGAACUGGCACCAGUACAGGCACUGGCAGCGGUGGCACAACAUCCGGUACCGGAGGCACAGGGCCACCCCGCUGA
Symbiodinium sp. CCMP2592 is the source of this 2616-nucleotide messenger RNA. The record is from the annotation of a GenBank genome assembly. NCBI's taxonomy places the organism in Eukaryota, Dinophyceae, Suessiales, Symbiodiniaceae.